AUGUCUUACUUGACACCCCGUCCUACUCGUAAAGCUCAAAUUGUAACAUCUGGCCUAGGCCACCACUUUGUGAGCCCCAGAAAAGCUCGAGAUAAACGGAAAACACAAACAUUGGUCGAGUUACCAGGUGCAGAGGCGAAGCGCCGCCGACUUUUGGCUGAAAUGAAGGAACUUAUGAAGCCGCGGGAUGACUUGGAAGAACAAAACUUGCAGGUGUCGUCUCCUCAUCCAUCACACAAUGAUACUGCCAAGCACCCUCAACACGUAGAGAAUGAUGAUGCCACGGCACUUCACUUCAAAGAUGUGGAAACAUUUGAUGAACCAUCUGUUGAUAUUCCAGCAAUCGACACUCCAGUCAAACGACGGAUUGCCGCCGACAGAUCAGCUAGUCUACUGUAUGGUAACUGGAGCGACCUCAUCCCAACUCUCAUCAGUCCUCUACUCCUCUACUUGGGACAAACACAGGGGAAAGCACUAGAAAAAACUCAUUCAGUCAUAUCUGCAUGUGCUGGGACACUCUCAUGUACACCGAAACGGACAACUUUGAUGUGUUUAUUUUUUGACCGAUAUGCGUCUAUAGAUGUGCUAAGUUGCAUGUGUUCCACUCUCCUGCAGGUACUUCUCCACCAUGGUCUAUUCCCAACUGCGCCUUCACAGCCUCGAAUGGCUGUAUCUGUUGAUUUACUUUCAUUCUACCGUGCACUGUUUGAAUGCUCGUGUGAUGCGAUCAAUGCUCUCGCAUCAGCAUUAAAAAAUCAUUACUCUCGGCGGGGCUUCCAGGUGACCGACACACAGGGUCAACUCAUCCGAGACCCAUUUUGUUGGGGUCUUGGUUAUGCCGUUCAGUGGUUCGACAUCCUGCAAAUUCAACUUGAACGACAACUCGAGACAAUUCUCCAACACAGUCGCAAUCGCAUCACAAAUUUCCAAGCCUCCCUGCACAAGACUGAUUUCCCUCCAUUCACCUCCUUACAUCCAGGUCGAUGUGCGCCACUUCUGGUCCAACGAUGUCCAGCUUGCUUUGGUGGCCUACUGCAUGGUAGGCCCAUGGAUGAAGGAGGCGAUAUACAUGUCGCAACAGAUGGGAAUUUCCACCAUUGUCAUCGCCGUGCUGCUGGCGAUUGUCCCCCGUUCUAUGACCCUACCUACUUUAUCCCCAAAAACUUCAUUGACAAAGUCGGCCACCAUAUAGACGCUCAAUGUAAGCACCCCCCAAAGGUCCAUACCCCCAUUGUCCCUGACGAAGCUGUGGACCAAUGUGAAAUGGCUUACGAGGCUGCUGACGGCAAAAAGCAAAAAGCUGCAAUGGACAAUUUUGAUGACACUGGGAUCAUGGCACUGAUCUGUCGUCAUGACAUCCCUCUGUUCUUUGCUAACAUUGAUUCGCCAGGAGAACAACAAAAGUAUUCCGUAGCCCUCCUUCAGCACUUAUUUUCACUUCUCCCACCAGAGGCUACUGUUGUCGCCCUGUAUGAUGUUGGGUGUGUUCUAGCGAGAUCACUUGCAAAGUAUGAGAUUCUUCCCGAGACUGUAACCAAACGACUCCGUUUUGCAACUACAGCAAUGCAUGCAUACGGCCAUGAGUGGGCUUGUCAACUUGUCUAUAAUCCGUGA
Molecule: messenger RNA, 1614 nt
Organism: Suillus fuscotomentosus
Lineage: Eukaryota; Fungi; Basidiomycota; Agaricomycetes; Boletales; Suillaceae
Exons: 4
Coding region: 1-1614 (537 amino acids)
Source: RefSeq, a predicted model, not a curated record